AUGGAUUUAUCUUGUGGAGAAAACAUGCAGAAUUCUGGUAACAACAGUGCAAGUGGCAGGACGGUGGACAUGUGCGUCGCUGGGCCGGACAGGGCCUUAGACCGGGAUCCUCGGCUGCUUCUCAACUUGCUGGCGUUGGAGAGGGCACACGCUCUUCACACGGACUACUUCCAAAACGUUCAGAUUGAUAUCAGCCCUUCAUGCGGAAAGUAGUGACCACCUGGAUGUUGGAGGUGUGUGAGGAACAGCAAUGUGAGGAGCAGGUGUUUCCCCUGGCAGUGAGCUAUAUGGACCGGUUCCUGGCGCAGCGAGCUAUCUCGCGACAGCAGCUGCAGCUCCUGGCUGUCACCGCUAUGUUGGUCGCCUCCAAGUUCCGCCAGUGCCACCCACUUUCUGUCGACUUGCUUUGCGCAUAUACCGACAACACAGUGUUUCCUCAAGAAGUCAGGGAAUGGGAAGUGAUGCUCCUUCAACGAUUGAACUGGCAGUUGUCUAUUGCAACGGCCUUCGACUUUGUGGAGCCGUUCCUUGCGCGAGUGCCGUGGGGUCGCACCAACCCGCUGGUCAGGACACAUGCGCUUACGCUCACCUCAGUAUGCUAUACUGAGACCGAGUUUCUACUCGUACCUGCUUCUUUAAUUGCUGCUGCGUGUAUCACGGCAGCAGCUCGUGGAUUGCGUGUGCGCAUGUCGGUGAGUGAGUUGUGUGCCCUGACGCGGACACCGUCUGCGGCCGCUGAGCUGGUGGCGCGCCACGUGGAGCGUGUGCUGGCCCGGGAGACGCAGCCUCAGGAACCCAGGACCAGGCACGCCCAGCCCUACAAACAAAACACAUCAGAACAGACACAACUGCCAGAUACUCCUACAGACGUGCAAGACGUACAUUUCUAA
Messenger RNA from Spodoptera littoralis (African cotton leafworm), 890 nucleotides. The record is from the annotation of a GenBank genome assembly. NCBI's taxonomy places the organism in Eukaryota, Metazoa, Arthropoda, Insecta, Lepidoptera, Noctuidae.